AUGAACAUUUUCAAAUCUUUGGGAAGAACCACCUCAUUCAAAAGUAACAAUGCCGAGAAUUGGCAAAAGAGAGAUGUUGAACUGUUCUUUGAACGGAUUGGUUUGGCUCCUCUCACCGACUCGGUCUUUGGUAAGAACAAUCCGUUACUGACUUUCAUAGACUCGGGAGCAAAAUUACUUUCUUCAUUUCAAACCAUACGCUCCAAUGCGGAUACCAUGUUGGAGGCACGAAAUUCAUGUGCUUCACUCUAUGAUCCGUAUUCUAUUUAUGACAAUAAUAAUGGUUCAAACUCGGAGAAUUCAAAUGACCCAAAGAUGACUGAACUUCAAGGCUUGAUUGGUCUCUUUUUACAGCCAUCAUCAAGUGGUGGUCGUUCGGUGAAACAACGUUUGCAAAAUUUGGAUCAAUUAUUAAAAUUAAAAAAGGCAUAUGAAAAGGAUAGAAAACAAGAUCCGAACAAUGAUGACGCCUCAUCCUCGCUCGAAAUGGGAAAGAAAUUCGAUCCCGAAGAUGAAAAUGAUUUUUUCAUGUUUCAACAAAAUUUCAUCAUGGAUCACUUGAUAGCCUCUCAAUUCUUCCGUUUGGAACCAAAGAAUGGAACAAAAGCAAAUUCAUCACUUUCUAGGAUUAACGUCAAUGCCACAAGCGAAUUCAUAGCAUUUAAUGAGAAUGUCACAUUUAACGAUCUCAGAAAACUUUACAUGCAGUUGAAUAAUUUAUUUGAAAAUGCAAAUCAUUUCAAUGAGUCUUUUGUAGAAUUUGAAAAGAAUAAGGGAAGCAAACCACUUUAUAUUACAUCAUCAGAGAAGGGAGGCAUGUUUGAAUCGACAACAAGCUUUGAUAGUGUCGAAUUUGGUUUCAUUGGAAAUGACGUCGAUUGUCGCUUACUCACAACCAAGCAAGUCAUUGAAUUCCUUCGUCACAAGAAAAUUGAGCACAACUGUCUGAAAAAGGUCAUUGAAGACAAUCAAAUUGAUGGUCAAACGUUUGUCACAUUACGACAUCCUCUCGAAUGGAUGAUUCUGCUAUUCCCUUCUAGAAAUGAGAUUGCUGAAAAAGGAAACAGAAAAAACAGUCCAAAAUCUCAUCCGUAUGAAGCUUUGCAAAGUUUAGCCAUUGUCAUCAGCAACAUUAUUCGAGUGAUAUGUUCCAACAAGUUUUUAUUGGGAGGAGAAUUGAAAGAGUUGAAAGAUUUUCAUGUGUAA
Molecule: messenger RNA, 1206 nt
Organism: Naegleria lovaniensis
Lineage: Eukaryota; Heterolobosea; Eutetramitea; Acrasida; Naegleriidae
Exons: 2
Coding region: 1-1206 (401 amino acids)
Source: RefSeq, a predicted model, not a curated record